UCAACGGUCUGGAGAAGGGUGGUCUGACUGACACAUAUGAACAGAUCACGUUAGAUGCUGAUGCGCCGGAGCAAGGCAGACGCGAUCACCCAUCCCUCCGCCAGGGGACAUAAUUACGCAACAUCUGUGCGUCAGGGUUCGGCUCGACGACAGUGUUGCCAGAUUGGGACAAAAUUCCCGCCCAAUCUGGACAUUUUGUUUGCCAAAUUUCCCGCCAGAUUGGGCGGGAAAUCUGUCCCAAUCUGGCGACACUGCUCAACGAGCUGAACCGGCCACAGCACCCUCCCGUAGUCCGAGCGGUGUUUGUUCCCCAGGCUGCCCUGCGUGUGGAUGGAGGCUCCUUAGGUAUUCUAAGGACAUCACCAUCAGCGAGUGGCGUGCGUAACGUCGUGCGAUGUGCACGUCCGAGUGCCACGGCCAGACGUCGGUGGCGCUCCACAGAAGCGGCAGGGAAGAAGCGUGUUGCUCGGUGCAGGGCUCGCUUCUGAGGGGGGGUUUCUGCUCUCGAGACUCGACUUAAUCGGAAUGAUUCUCGACUCGUCGUUCCUCGCGGUUGAUGAGCUGCUGAUCGCGUUCGUCAAACGGCACCGUUUCAUGUUGCAGAGCCAGGGUUUAUUUUUUGCGUAAUUCUUGCACCGUAUGCAUGGCGCAUCUGUAGCUCGUCCGCGGAUUGUACGCUCAUCGACCGUGCAGAAACCUCCUCCUUAAGUCUCCCGUUUCCAUACGAUGAUCCCAGGAGCUGCCGCAUCAAUGUUACCCUCCGCGGAAGCUGCGAAACUGUACCAAACCAACUACGUCCGGAACUCCCGUGUGAUCGGGCUGCUGUGGGCCAUCUUCACGAUCCUGCUAGGCAUCGUCAACGUGACGAUCUUCUCGCAGCCCUACUGGAUCGGCGAUGGCAUGGACACGCCACAGGCCGGCUACUUCGGCCUCUUCCACUUCUGCACCGGGGACGGCAUAGCCCGGGAGCUGACGUGCCAGGGGAGCUUCACCGAGUUCGCGGCCAUCCCAUCCACCGCCUUCAAGGCCGCCUCCUUCCUGAUCGGCAUGUCCAUGAUGCUGGUGGUGAGCUGCAUCGGCUGCUUCAGCCUCUUCUUCCUGCUCAGCACCUCCACCGUGUUUAAGAUCUGCGGCUGGAUGCAGGCUGCGUCUGGUGUGUGUCUGGUGCUGGGCUGUAUGAUCUACCCGGACGGUUGGGACAGCGACGAGGUGCGGAAGAUGUGCGGCGAGCAGACCGACAAGUACAGCCUGGGCGCCUGCUCGGUGCGCUGGGCCUACAUCAUGGCCAUCAUGGGCAUCCUCAACGCGCUCAUCCUGUCCUUCCUCGCCUUCGUCCUGGGCAACCGGCAGGACGGCCUGCUGGGCGAGGAGCUGCUGGCCGAGAGCAAGGAAGCAGGAAAUGCCUAACUGUAUUUAUGGGCUCUCUACGCCCCAGUUCCUCCACACCCCCCACCAGAAGAAGGAGGUUGCACUGGGCUGUAGUAGAGAAGAAAAAGGGUGCACCAACCAGCUAUUCCACCUACCAACCAACCAGCCAGCCAGCCAGCCAGCCAGGCAGCCAGCCAGCUUGCCUCUUACACCGACUGUACCAACUAAUGAAAUUAUCCAAUGUUACCAGUUCAUCUGAAGACAUUGCUCUCGCCACCAAUUCAUUCAUUUCCUAGCUUCAUCCCCAGCACUUCCACAGAGCCCAUAACCCUGGGAACACUACCUGAGUCUGCAGAGCUAACCCCUUGCGUAACACAGUGUAAAGGUUGUGGUGAGGGCAUGAAGGACUGUGAAAGUCCUAUUGAGGUGUGUAGGCUGCCCACUACCUUUGUGAAAUGUAAAAAUGGUUAAUGUGUAGAUGCACAGCAGAGAGAAAAACAAAAAAACAAAGACAUCUACACAAGCUAGGAUGGACAUUAACAUGCAUGCAUGUUCAGACAGGCACAAACCCGUACCCAUACACAGACACACAGACUCAUGGAUACACACACACACACACACACACACACACACACACACACACACACACACAC
Molecule: messenger RNA, 2021 nt
Organism: Gadus morhua (Atlantic cod)
Lineage: Eukaryota; Metazoa; Chordata; Actinopteri; Gadiformes; Gadidae
Product: LHFPL tetraspan subfamily member 3 protein
Exons: 4
Coding region: 727-1407 (226 amino acids)
Biological process (GO): sensory perception of sound
Cellular component (GO): plasma membrane
Source: RefSeq, a predicted model, not a curated record